AUGGCUUCGCAGUACGACGAAGGCCCGGAGUUGGCACCUCAGAACCAGUUCCCUGAGGUCUACAACCCUCUGCCGCAACACUCUCAAACCGGGACUCCGCAUCCCGCCCCCGUCACGCCCUUGACGCAUGAAGACUCUACGUACGGAAAGUACUCGGUCUCGGCCGUCGAUCAGUCUGCCUACGGCGGCGCUCAGUACCAGCCCGACGGCUCGCAGAAGAAGAGAAAGACCAUCUGCGGCUGCACCUUCCUUGUCUUUCUCCUGUCCGUCGUCAUCGCCGUCUUGGCGGCGGCUGUCAUCGGGUUGGCGGCGGGCACCGGCGUCGAGGCGAGCCGCGCAAACGAGGCGCUCGAACAGCUGGCCAGUCUGCAGGCGUCGGUUACCGCGGGAGGGUCCGCCACAGCAACGGUGACGGCGACGGGCGCGUCUGCGACGGCGACAGGCUUCGCAUCAAUCACCAACAACUGCUCCGACGCCGAUGAGACGACCACUAACCAGACGUACACCACGGACUUCUACGGAAAGAAGACGUUUGUGCAAUACUGCAACUCAAACGCCCCCAACCCGCCCCUCAUGAGCCUCUUCACGGCCAACUUUGACAACUGUAUGGACGCCUGCGCCGCGUUCACGUCCUACGAGCCCGGCUUCAACGGCAACGCCACUUGCCAGGCCGUCAGUUUCAUCCCGCUCUGGACGACGCGGGAGGGCGCCGUCAAGGGCAAGGCGCCCGGCAACUGCUACCUCAAGCCAGGGCCUCAGACGCGGGAUAAGCUAGAGACGCCGAACAUCGGCACCGAGUGCCACGCCGCCAUCAUGAACAACUGA
Colletotrichum graminicola M1.001 is the source of this 825-nucleotide messenger RNA. RefSeq lists its product as uncharacterized. The coding region runs from base 1 to 825 and encodes 274 amino acids. The transcript is spliced from 2 exons. NCBI's taxonomy places the organism in Eukaryota, Fungi, Ascomycota, Sordariomycetes, Glomerellales, Glomerellaceae. The record is from RefSeq and is a predicted model, not a curated record.